Priapulus caudatus is the source of this 675-nucleotide messenger RNA. RefSeq lists its product as uncharacterized. The transcript is spliced from 3 exons. The record is from RefSeq and is a predicted model, not a curated record. Lineage: Eukaryota; Metazoa; Priapulida; Priapulimorpha; Priapulimorphida; Priapulidae. Bases 104 to 469 code for a protein of 121 amino acids.
UGCUGGGUCGUGUAAGAGGGAGACGAGUGUGAGAGAGAAGGUAGAGACAUACACGACUGGAGGAAAACAUCCGGAUUAUUACCCUCAUACCCUGCCAGCAUCCAUGAGCAGGUAUGUGCCUCAGGCGUACGUGGGAGGCUCACCCUUAUACCUGACAGAGAAUCUUAAAAAGGAGGCUGUGGUGAAGGAAGGUCAUGCAGGGAGCAGCUGCGGUAAUGGCACGUCCGAUGCCCUGCCGCCACGCCGACAUGACAAUUCCCAGCUCAGCUCUAGUCAGUCAACAGGUGGCGCCACAAACAAAGAUGGCACUGCUACACUGUCAUCUACGCUCAGCCAGACUCAAGGAAUUGGCAUUCCAGUUGGCAUAGCCGUGGCACGUCAACGACAAGAUACCCGGAAGCACUCAAAAGAGAGGAAGGAGAGCAAGGAGAAGAGAGAGAUGGAAUAUGUUCAUGCCUGGCAACAAUGAGCCUGUUUGACCCCAGAGACAGAGAGGCCUUCUUAAGGUUGUUGGCACAAGACUAUCCUACGAUGCACACAUUGUUUAUACGUUAUUGUGUUUCUGUUUACUAUAAUUAUAUCUGACAUGAUGGCUUACUUGACCGUAAUUUAUUGCCACGUAUCCUGGUCAUAAAGAUUCUGUUUGACUGAUAAUUUUCAUUAUUUUCUCAUGUU